This is a messenger RNA of Fomitopsis serialis, 1044 nucleotides long. RefSeq lists its product as uncharacterized. Bases 1 to 1044 code for a protein of 347 amino acids. The record is from RefSeq and is a predicted model, not a curated record. The transcript is spliced from 3 exons. Lineage: Eukaryota; Fungi; Basidiomycota; Agaricomycetes; Polyporales; Fomitopsidaceae.
AUGAUCAUGGUGCGGGGUCCAAACCGAGCAUCAUUCAUGUUUGGGUCCUCGAUGAGGAACCAGAAGAUCGAGCGGACAUGGGUCGAUGUUGGCGAAGGCUUUGUCCGGCACUGGCGGGUUUUCUUUACUCGCCUUGAAACUCGCCAUGCUCUUGAUGCUUCAAAUCCAGCACAUUUAUGGCUUGUGCAGAAGCUGUUCCUUGAUGACAUCAAUGAUGAUGCAGACAAUUGGGUCAAGCACUGGAAUACACAUGCUGUGUCCGGGAAACAUCAUAAUCAAACACCAUCGGAUAUGCGCCACUUGGCACGAGUGACUGUCGGCACAUACGAAGACAAGUACCAAAACGACGAUGUGAAUGACCUCACUGAGUACUAUGGUGUGGUCGGCACCCCGAAGCGGCGCAGGCUCGGCCAGACGGGCGCAGGGCAUUCGGCGGACACAGACGAUGAAGAUGAGCCAAUGGAAGAUCAUUCCGAUGGCGAAGCAGAGGAUGUCCCCGAUGGCGGUGAUGGCGAUGAAGGCGAUGAAGUUGAUGCCAGUGGUGCAUGGGUUGCAGGGGAAGAAUACGAGAGCGCUCAUGAAGAUGAGGAGAGCAGUGACGAGGACCAGGGUGAUGAAGAUUACGAGUCAGAGGAUGAUGAGUUAGUCACCCGAAUCAUCGCUGACCAGGAGUCAAAUAUCCGCCAUGCUGCUGUCAAAGUCGCGCGGCACGCAAACCCGUUUCGCAAUCAGGACAAGGAAGAUGCAUUUUGGGCUGCUUUGCAGGAGAUCUCUGACCUCAAUUAUCUUCCUCGCAACCUGAAUAUCCGCAAUGACGAGUGGGACGAUGAUGGCUACCCUACAUAUGAAGACCUUGCCAUCGGAAAGCGCAAACAGUCCCUGCGCGUUGAGCUACCACAUGCAUUGUGGCUUCCUCGCGCAGAGACUUGGUGUCGCGCAGUAUCGAUUCUCACUCGGGUGCUUGACGAACUUGAAGAAGAGGCAGGCGAGAGUUCCGAGUCGGCCAGCGAAGGCACUAGUAGUACAGGUAUGGACGAAGACUAG